CCACCACCACCAAUACUACAACCACUACCACCUCCUCUUCCUCCUCCUCCCCCCGGGGCGAGCUGCACGACCAGCCCCGAAAAGGUAACACUCAGAAUCCGCUGAUCACCUGAUCUGGAGGAGGGGGGGAGGGCGGUUCGGAGGCGAGGUGGGUCAUCGCUUAUUUUAAUGAAGUGAGAAUAAAAGUUUGGACUUAACCUUUUGUGUUUAAAUGGUAAAGGCAAACUGAAACAGGUUUUAUUCUAAUGAAGAUUGAAUGGACACAUCCAUAUGUUUAUAUUUACGCAAGGGAAUAUCAAGAAAGAAAGACAGAAAAAGAAAGAAAGAUGACAACCACUGAAUGAAAAAGAAAAUAACAAAGAGAACCAAAAUAAAAAAUAAAUAAAUAAAUAAAGAAGAAAACAUAAUAUGAAAAAAGAAAUAAGAGAAUGAAUGUUACAGAGUACAAAUUAUGAAUGAAAAAAGCAAGAUAAGAGAAAGAAAUUAAUAAAAAUUGAAAAGGAAAAAAGGAGAGGAAGAAAAAAGAGAGAGAAUUUUAUAACAAAAGAAAGAAGAGGAGGCAAAUGAAGACAAAUACAUAACAGAAAAAAAGAAUGAAAAUGUAGAAAAGACAUAAAAAUAAGUAAACAGGUGGACAGAAAAAAAAUAAAAAUGUAAGAAAAAUGUAGAAGUGAUGUAAAGUAUAACAAACGAAAAGGGAAAAAUAUUAAAGAAAAUGGAAGAAAGAUAAAUGGAAGAAAGAAAUUGCAGAGAAAAAAUGAAAAUAGAUAGAUAGAUAGAUAGAUAGAUAGAUAGAUAGAUAGAUAGAUAGAUAGAUAGAUAGAUAGAUAGAUAGAUAGAUAGAUAGAUAGAUAGAUAGAUAAAGCAGCAAGUAAUUGGUGUUAAGUUAUAAAAAAUAUUUUGUAUUAUUUUUAUUUGAAUUUACCCUUUAGAGAAAGUUUAUACACAAACAAUUUUGUAUAAAUGUUUUAAAUGAACAAUCGUACAUGAACUAUGGUGACAUUCAUCAUCAGGCUUAAUCUAUUAUUCUGCAGUCAACACACACAGACAUCAGUCCUUUAACGCCGCCAUGAUAAUGCAGUCCUCUUGUUCCUAUGUGCUGAAGUAUGCGCUGUCAUGUUUGUCUGUACACCAGUUCAUCUCCUGCUUAGCUGUCAUGUAAAUUAACACACACACACUCAUGCACGCACACAUGCAAGCACACACACACAUCUGCAGAGAGGAUGUGGGACAAUUGAGCUUUGAAGUCAGGCUGAAAGCAGAGAUUGAUCUGUGUCUGACACCCAGUGAGUGGUACCAUCAUGUUUUUUACAACAAUGGCUGGUCUCUUGUUCCUGUGAUGUCACAUCUAUAUGAGAUGGAGGGAUGUGAAUCCUUUAUUGUUCUCUGGACAAGUCAACUCUAUAUUUCAAACAUGUUGAAAAUGAAAAGUCCUCAUGUACCUCACUUUUUUGAUCCCAACAUGGUUUACUUUCAGUGCGUUAACAUUUGAUUAUGCUUGACAUUACUUGUAAGAGUUCAGAGGAAAACUAUAUUGAUAUUAUCAUAUUAAAUAGAGGAGAUAAUAAAGCUUUUAAUAUCACUGCUUCUCUUAUAAAUCUCCUGUUAUGGGCCAUAAUCUUUACAACACUUUUAUUUCACAUAAAAAUUCAUUUUAAUUGAUUUCUUUGUUUUAUAUAUAUAUUUAAAUUACAUUAUAUUUAUGGUCUUAAUUUGGCUUAAUGUGGCUUUAUGGGGGAGCUUUAAGCCUUCCAGCCCUCAAGCCCUCAAGCAGGUAGCCCAGGUUUGAUUUCAUCUGCGGCCUCUCUCUCUCUCUCUCUCUCUCUCUCUCUCUCUCUCUCUCUCUCUCUCUCUCUCACUCUCUCUGAUGAUGCACAAGUUAUCAUCAGUCUUUUUUGAGGACAUGCAAAGAGGCAAAGAGUUCAGUUUAGGUGACGAGGAACACAAAAAGUUGCUUUGUUUAAAUUUCUCUGUACCUUUUGAUUGAGUAUCAACACAAAUGUAAUCAAAGAGUGUUAACUUUGUGCUUGAUCGCAGAUAACUUACCUGAGCAAAGCUGGAGUCCAGAUCCCUAAUGGGACAUCAUGGGACAAGAGAAAGCCAGCGUCUAUUCCAAGUUUUCCAAGAACCACUUUUUCUGAGAAACAGUCAAAAUAAACCAAUUUUUAACAGUAAGCAUGUCUUCAUUGUGGGUUUGAAACUCUGCUUUGACUGCCUCCUGGAAAUUCAUUUAAGGCUCUCAUUAAGUGGGCCUUUUCACAGCUGGAAAAGAGUAUUUUCCAUUCUCAGUCUCUUAAAAAAUCCUUUCAGAUGCAUGGUAACAUUCACAUACAGUAUAUAUGUCCUUGCAAUUCUGCCAAGUGAACAAAGAGUAAACUUCUUCAUCUGAAGUCUGUAGGAGGGUAAUUUAAUGAGUUUUCUUAACUUCAAAUGAAAUGCAACUCAUUAAAGUUUGUACCGUAGCUUUACAGCCACGAGAGGGCACCGUGGAGCUGCAAGUUCAUACACAACCUGAGGUACACAAUGCUGCUGACCCUGAAGUUAUUACCUUCAGCUUAGAGCAUUCUGGGAGUUAUUCAGUUACUUUUAACUCUUAAUGUGAAGUUUGAAAAAGUGAAUGAGAGGAAAAAUAUAGUGAAUGAUGUGUGGUAGAAAACACAGCACACUCGUCAUCUGUUUAAAUGUGUAUUUGCAAUGAAAUCAUUCACUGAGGUUUGCAUGGAUGUUUCAAGCAACAUUUAGACAUUAUUAACUCACUGCAAGCAAAAUCAACCCCUCUAGCAACGACGGGCCAUUGUAGAUUUUUUUUUAAAAGUAAUCGGCUGGGAGAUGGGAUGAUCCCAAAAAAGUUGAAUUUCUUAGAUUAGAGUUAGCAGGGAAAGAAUUUCUUUCUUUAUUUGUGAAAUGUCUUUUAAAGAUUUUAUUUACCAACUCAUGACUGAAAAACUGAUAAGUGUGGUUACAUUAUUUAAUUAAAAUUUAGGACAAUUUGAACAUUUUUGUAUUUGAUUAUUGAUUCCUACAGUGGCCCUUCUGCGGGUUCAUUUAACCCUGAGACAAAAAAAAAAAAAAAAAAAAGAAAAAGGAAAAGAAAUUGCAGCUUUUUGAGGGCUCUCAUCUGGUGACCUUUGACAUUCAUCAUGUGACCCCUGUUGUUUUCCCCACCCCUAAAUUUUAAGUGCCAUGUGAAUACUGCUGAGUUAAAUACUUUAACUCUUUUACGUUUUUCAGUCUUACAGCGUUCAUCUCUAUUAAACCAGUGAGUAUGAUGAAAUCCACCUCACUAAAAAAAAUGUCUUUGUCAUGAUGACAAAACAAGUUGGGCCUGUGUUUUUUUUUCCCCGUCUGUCGGCCUCUCUCAGGACAAAAGACACGAAGAGAGGAGAGAGUGAGAGUCUGACAUGACAGCUUAAACAGCAGUGCCUGCCUGCAUGACUCACUCCGCACCUUUCACACACUUUCAGCUGGAAAAGUGGGCCCAUGUUGUCAAGCACGUGAUUGUUUCAUCACCUUGGUGACUCACAGUCCAGAAAUUCUCACACUGUGGAAGAAGGAACAUAUUUCAUCAUUGAAAGUCACUUAAUCUUGCCCUAAAAUUUCCCUUAUUAUCUAACUGAGAACAUCAGAAAUGAUGGUACGGUAGCAGCAGCUUUGGCAGCUAAUCCUCUUGACUUGUGAAUUCUCAUAGGCCAUUGGCUAAGUGCAAGGAGAGCAAGUUUUUAUGAUCAUAUCAAGUGUGGUCAAAAAAGUAAUAUGCCUUCUCUAGUUUGUUUCACUUCCAAAACUGGUGGGCUGAAAGAGGAAAUCCACUGGAUGACACAGGAAGUUUGAGAAUAAUUUGAUGUGAAAUAGAUGUCAAAAUAGAUGUAAAGCAGUUCAGCAGACAUGUGUUUUAAACUCUUCCUCUCAUUUGGUCUAAUGAAACAAUCCCGAAACCCAAAUUUCACAAAUUUACAUAUGAAUCAUAAAAUUUAAUGUUACUUCAAGGUCUUUUUUGUCAUUUUCAACUUGGUUGAUAAAACUGCUGUAGAGAGAACAAUGAAUCUAGAAAAAUAUCUCUUCAACAAGAUAGAGAAUUUCUACAAAUUAGACAGCUACUUCACAUAUUUUCACAGUAAUGAAGUUUAACUAUAUCAACUAUAAAAUCACAGCUGAGUGGAUCUCUGGUAAAAUUAAAGCUUUCUCAAUUUGAAUCUUAAAAAAAGGGUUGAAACUGAGAAUAUACUUCACUGUAUAUCAUCUUUAUGACCUCUUAACGGCACAUAGUAAAGUUAACAUCAAGAGAAAAUAGGAGAAAACCUUUGGAUACGAAUGGAUGAUGACUAAUGGUCUUCACCCUCACAGGUUAUAUUAGCUCAAGAUACACACAAAGUGAAAUAUUUCAGGACUUUUUUGGUUUCAAUCUUACUGAUAAUGGCUUAUAACUUAAAAUAAAUAGAAAGCACUAUCUUAAAACAUUAGAAUAUUAGAAAACAUUAAUACAAAAAAAGGAUUUACAAAACCAACCGGAAAACUAUGUUCAUUUAUGCUAUUGGUACUUGGUCCGGGCCCCGUCUUGGAAAAUUAACAAUGUGCAAUGAUGGCAAUUAGUCUGUGCCUUUGCUGGAGUGUUAUUGAGGUUAUUGAGGCAGCUCCUUCAGAUUGUUCGUAUUGUUGGCUCUGGUGUCUCUCAUCUUUUUCUUGAUGAUACCACAGAGAUCCUCUUUGGGGUUUAGGUCAGAUGGGUAGGCUGGCCUAUCAGGUACAGUAAUACCAUGGUCAGCAAACCAGUUUCUGCAAGUUUUUGGCGCUGUGGGCAGGUGCCAGGUCCUGACAUUUUUAUCUCCAGGACUUUGGAGCCCUUCUCUUUUCUUUUUCUAACCCCCCGGUGAAACCUAUGACGUCUCUGGUUCGGGAGUGUUGUGACAGCAGGAACAUGACACUUAGUUCAGUGUCAGUUCAAGUGUCAGUAGUUCAUUUACUGCAGACGUCUGUGUGUCGAGGCUUUUGAUGCUCUGACCCCUGCCUCAGUCAACUCCGUGUGAAGUUAAACCCUAAGUUCCUGCCUUGUUUGGAAAUCCUCUCAAGGCUGCAGUCUACCUUGUGCUUGUGCACCAUUUCCUACCACACCUUUUACUUCCAGUCAACUUUUACUCAUAUGUUUUUUUAUUCACCAAGAUUUUUUUGUCUAUGUAACUGCUGUGUGCGAUUACUCAAAAUAAAAUACUAAAAAAAAUAUUAUAUUUUAAUAGAGUCUGAGUCAAUCUUUUGGUCAAAUGAUGCUUCGAUUUUAUGGCGAGAAGGUUUCUAUGAUAUCAUGAGUUAAUUUUAUGAUCCUAUGCAGCAAAUCUUUCCACUGUUUUAUGAUUGAAUGAAAUCAUUCUGUCAAUAUAGUUAUUUAACCUCAUUAACCUUCAAAUGACUCAACAGUUUUACUACUUGAUUACAUGGGAGGAAUUUUUUACUCUCAAGCACAUGAUCUGGAAAAACAAAAAAAAGAAGACUGAUGGAUUCCUUGUUAUGGAAAUGUUUUCUUUGAGGACCCCUUUAUCAGCCUGUAAUUGCUCUCAUUUGGGAAUGUCCUCAGAGGAAAGAAUGAGGUCAAUGACAAAGACGUGUAUCAGGGUGGGAAAACUACUUUGUAAUGGUGGAGGGCUCUGACCCCUGCUCAGAGAAAGAAGUGAAGAAUUCAAAGCUUAUAUCCACUCUUUUGUCUUGUCCAUAGAUCGAAUAAAAAAAGACGACUGUGGAGUCAGAGAUCAAACAACUUCUGUUCGAUGUUAUGAUCAUAAAAAAAGAUCACGUUCACAAAGUGCCGUAUUUCACCUCCUACCGCAGGCACGUCCCAACUGUGGUGAUAGACUGAGACUCUUUCAACACAGAUAACUUCUUUGUUUGUUUAUCUCUUCUUCUGGCCUUGAGACAGUUCCUCUUUUGGCCGCUUGAAGCUCAGGGAGGAGUGACACACUGAUAAUUAACUCUCUCCACCCUGUUCGAAGCUUAUAAUAAGACUGGAUUGUUGCCAGUUUUAGCAACUUGUCAGUGUGUGAAUGAAACUUUUAAGAGAUAGGUCAGGAGGGCUUCAGGUUUUGACAUAUUUGGGAGAGAAUAGAAUGGAUCCGGUUUCCAGACACCUGUGUGGACUAUAAAGGGGUUGAGAGUGACAUUGAACUGAAUUUAUGUUUUUAUGGUCUUUAAAACCUCUUUACUUCUUCAUAUUUACAGCUGUCUUAGCUCCUCUUUUGUCUUUAAUCUGCAUCUGAUCCUGACCUCUUGGCACACUUGGCAGAGUUGCAAGGUAAAGACAUAAAACACAGCCUCAAGGGGAUCAAUAAACUAUCACAUUACUAUAAUUAACCUUGAAAGAUGUAAUUCCCCACUCUGCCCACCCUUACACAUUCAAAUACUUCAACCCCAAAUUACCACAAACUGGAAAUUCCAGGUGACAUAGAAAAUGGAGGAGCUCAAACCCAACCUCAUUAAACAUCCUUUAAUCAUGAGACUAUCCCUUUCUGCUUUCACCUCCCUGUUUAUAAAAUCAAAGCUAAAAAAAAGGUGUUUAUUUCAUAAGUCACAUGAUAAGUAACACAAUGAUGCAAAAUGUUGCCACACAAUGACAUAUGGCCUUACCUGAGCCCUUCAUGGGCUCACCUGACUGACUGGGGGUGUGGCAACUCAGGCGCUCUAUAAAUAAAAGCAUGAGAGGAAUUUCAUUCAUGACAAAGACAAACCCCAUCCACUGAGCUCAGCACACUACUACCAGACCUACCUGGAAGCUCCACCAUGCUCAGACCACACACAGUCCACAGACUCACCUCCUCCAUCCUGGUGAUCCUGGUGAUCCUGGUCCUUCUCUCUAGCUCUGGGGAGAGCUGGCCUCAAAAGGCCCACCGAGGGGCUCCGGAUGUGGAUGGAGGGGACAGUAGGAGGGUCCUGAUUCAGGAAGCUGUGAAGACAGGGAUCCUUGGAUCACUGGGGAUGGAAGAAGAGCCUAGACUGACCCAGAAGGCCUCAGAGGAAGAGCUGAGGACCAUGUACCAGCUCUACCGGGAGACACUGAGGGAGAUGAGAGGAAAUACCAGCGACGCAGUGAAGGAAACCAUGUCGACUGUGCUCUUUCCAGCUACAGGUGCGACAUUUUGUUAACCAGAUUCUGCCUUUGACACACUUUCACAAAGUUUAGGUGGGAGGAAGAAAGAAUGUUUCAUAAGUAGUUCAAAAAAUCCUGCAGCGUGAGUUUACAUCUGCAGCUGUUAGCCCAUGGUCUAUAAAUAACUUGAGUCAGGACAGCCUGUGCUCCAGGUAAAGAUCAGUCUCUACCUGGACUUUAUCUGAGCACAGUUUAAACACAUGUAAAUGAUCGGAAAUAUAACCUACAGGCAUCAAACAGUCCUGUGAACGUACUAUGCCAAGCUUUUAGAAAUCACAAACGUGACAAGAGGCUGUCAAAGCCCUAACUGUGGAUAUAAUCAAUAACCACUGCCAGCAUAGUCCAUGCUAAAACGAGUUCACUGUUGUUGUCUUAAAGUUAAAAUGUUACACAGCAUGUACUGAGCUCAAAAUAUCCCAUAAUGCACUGUAACAGUAAAGAGCCAAACCUCUAAUCAUAGCAUCACUUAAUAUAAGCCAAAAAUUAUGUGUCAAAACCAGAUAAACAUCAAGAUUUUAACUAAAUAAAAUCCUGUAUUUAAAAAAGAAUUUAAAUCUUGUUAUGAAAAGUUCUAGUAGAUUUAUUUGUUUACAUUUUACUGGCAUUUGUAUUUUAAUGUCUUAAUGGACUCACUCCUCAGUUUUUUUGCUCAUACAUAUAGAGACCACAGAGUUGCGGCAGAUCCACCAGAGCAGCAGAUAAAAAGCACUUAAUUCUGUAAAACAGCUUUGUCUGCGAAUGAACUCACUACCUGAUCUUAAAUAUAACUGCAAACUUCCCCACUUUGAAGAGAGCCAACAAAUCUUGGUUAUUUCAGCAACAAACUUGUACUUAUGUCAGAUUUUUUUCUGUGGAAAAUAGCUUAGCUUUUCUUUUUUCCCUUAUAAACUCAUGGUAAAAAUCUUUAACUCUCUUAAAAGCACUUGUGUUGCAAAUAAGCUUCCCCUAGAAACACUACGAUACUCGAAUCUGAUGGCUGUUUUCAUUUUGUCCUUGUGCAUUAUAUCUGUUCCUUACAAGUAAAUCAUAUAUACAAAUAAAAUAAAGAAAAAAAAUACAGCCUUGAUUGCCUCAAUGAGAAAAACAUCUGCCAAUGUGGUAACAACAUUUUCUCAUGGAUUUUUUUGUCUAAUAAGAUAUUUUUGAUGAGAAAUGAGACAAAGUGUCAAGAUUUGAGUUUUUAACUUGAUAAGAUUUAAGGUUUUGCAGUGAUAAUGGACAACUGGCUGUAACAAAACAGGAACUCUAUACCAUCAUGCAUUGGGCUAAAAGAAAACAACGCAACACUUUAACUGCAAAUAACAGAUAAAAAAGUACAAAUAGAGUCUAAAAAUGUUGUGAACUUUCUGUACAGCGCCUUAAAUUAAAUCCCCUUUACAGUGAACGGGAAGUAGUGAAUGAGAAGCUCUUGGUACAGUCCUCAUUUUUAGUUAUGGUAUUACUUGUAGAAAAACUUGACAAACAGACAACAGAGCUAUUGAAAUUUAAAAUAUAUUGAAAAUUGGCAAUAAAGCUCUUGUGAGGACCCCUCUGUUCAAUUUUGGCACUUUCUGUGUACAAAGUGCAAUUUUUUAUUUUUAUAUAUUUUUUGUCCUGGUUUCAUUUCCAUCUAAAUACUGUAGGAGCUUUCAAUAAGAUUAAGGUUUUGCUGAAUUUGCCUCUCACAAAGCUUUUCUUUUUUUCUUGUCUUUUAGUGAAGAAAAGGAAGGUUACCGAGAGGUCAGAGCACCUUCGCUCGGAUAACAUGCAGUGGUACAGAGCUGUUUUCCACAAGAACCCCAACAUCCAGGCCCAGGUAUCACUGGCCCGUGCUCGUCUGAAAAUUUCCAGGCAGAUUUUAGAUGAUCCUGCUUCAGUCCAGCCUGAAUUGAGACCAGUUAUCAAAGUUAAAGUCAACAGGAAGAGGCUGACAAACUCUCCAGUCUUUGUUAAUGGGUCAAGCUCUACAGAUGUAACACUGGAUGUCAGAUCAGAGGUGGAGAAGUGGAUUGGGAUUAAUGGAGAUCAGAAGUUGGUUGUGGAUGUUGGGAUUGCAGUGGGUGAAGUUAGUCUGGAGGCUAAUCCAACAAUUUCUCUGGAGUUAGACCUCAAAAAGGCUCCCAAGAGGAGACACAGCCGCUCCAAUAAGGAAGACGAGUGCGAUGAGCGAGGGUGGUGCUGCAGGAAGUCUGUCAUCAUUUCCUUCAAAGACAUUGGCUGGUCAGACUGGGUGGUGGCACCCACUGAGUACACCAUGCAUUUAUGUGACGGCACCUGCCCCCACAACUACAAGCCGGCCAGCAUGCACACACAGGUGAAGUCUCGGCUGCAUCAGAUCACUAAAGGAGAGACGCCGCGGCCAUGCUGUGUGCCAGCCGCCUACGAGCCCAUGGUGCUUAUGCACUAUGACAGCAGGGGAAAGUUGAAGCUGACGCCCUUUCCUGACCUCAUUGUUAGUAAAUGUCACUGUGCCUGA
This is a messenger RNA of Xyrichtys novacula (pearly razorfish), 9584 nucleotides long. The record is from the annotation of a GenBank genome assembly. NCBI's taxonomy places the organism in Eukaryota, Metazoa, Chordata, Actinopteri, Labriformes, Labridae.